Molecule: messenger RNA, 300 nt
Organism: Prunus armeniaca (apricot)
Lineage: Eukaryota; Viridiplantae; Streptophyta; Magnoliopsida; Rosales; Rosaceae
Source: the annotation of a GenBank genome assembly
AUGAGGUGUAGUAUUUGUGGCUCAACUGGCCAUAACAAAACCAUUCACCAUCGGAAUCUACCUCAAAAGGAAAAAACCCUAUCAAGGGGUAAAGGAAGAUCAAGAAAAAUAUCUAACCAAGACCCUGCAGUUGUUGCUGAUGAAGCAAAAGCAACUGUAAGAGUUAGGAGAAAGCUUGCAUAUGCAAGGCGAAAGGCUGCUGCUGCUGCUGCAAAGAAGGUUGCACUAUAUGCUUCCCAGCCAAAUGCAGCUGAAAUUGCUGGAAUAAGAUUGAGAGCAUCCAAGAGACAGAGAACAUAG